UCAAACUCUUAAGCAACUCUUAAGCAUAAAACGUCAAACAAAUGGCAGGUGGUCACAACUGAUUGUGGGCCCACUCAUAACCUAUCCCAAUAUUGAAACACUAGCCACGUGGCACUUCUUAACCGCUAUAAAACUUUAAAACAGAAUACCAAAAUCCAAACAGCACGACACUAUUGUUACAAACAGACAAGAAAAUAACCGGUGCCAAACAGUCAGUAUGGUCGGAAAUAACUCCAGUAAUACCGCAGGCAAGCCUAUCCGUUGCAAAGCUGCGAUUGUUCGGAAACCAGGGGAGCCGCUGGUGAUUGAGGAAGUGAUAGUUGCCCCGCCAAAACGUCGCGAAGUUCGAAUUAAAAUAAUCUGUACUUCCCUUUGUCAUAGUGAUCUUAGCUUUUGGAAAUUGACGGAUCCUCCUGCUAUUUACCCCAGAAUACUUGGUCAUGAAGCAGUGGGGAUUGUAGAGAGUGUUGGAGAAGGUGUACAUGAAGUUGUUAAAGGAGACACUGUGAUCCCAAUCUUUUUGGCGGAUUGCGGUGAAUGCACUGAUUGUUUGUCCGAAAAAAGCAACCUAUGCACAAAGUUUCCUUUCAGUCUUUCUCCUUGGAUGGAAAGAGAAGAGACAAGCAGGUUCACAGACAUUAAUGGAGAAACUUUAUACCACUUCUUGAGUGUAUCGAGUUUUAGUGAGUACACGGUGGUUGACAUUGCACAUUUAACUAAAAUCGAUCCAGCAAUCCCACCUAACAGAGCUUGCCUCUUAAGUUGUGGAGUAUCAACUGGGUUGGGUGCUGCUUGGAAAACAGCCAAGGUGGAAGCUGGAACAACCGUUGCUAUAUUUGGACUCGGUGCCAUUGGCUUAGCGGUAGCCGAAGGAGCAAGGCUGUGUGGAGCUAAGAGGAUCAUAGGUGUAGAUGUGAACCAGGAAAAGUGUGAAAUAGGAAAGAAAUUUGGAGUGACUGAUUUUGUGAACCCUGGUAAUUGUGGGGACAAAACUGUGAGCCAGAUAAUAAUGGAGAUGACUGGAGGUGGUGCAGACUAUUGCUUUGAGUGUGUUGGUAUGAAGUCACUUGUGCACGAAGCUUAUGCUUCUUGUAGAAAGGGAUGGGGAAAAGUAGUCGUGUUGGGAGUUGACCACCCACAAUCGAUGUUGACUUUUAAUUCUUUUGAGGUUCUUCAUAGCGGGAAAUCAAUCAUGGGAUCCUUUUUUGGAGGUCUUAAACCAAAAUCCGACAUUCGUGUCCUUGAAAAACGCUAUAUGGAUAAGGAAAUACGUUUGGAUGAAUUUGUGACACAUGAAGUUGACUUCAAAGACAUCAACAAGGCGUUUGACUUGAUGACUGAAGGGAAGAGUUUAAGGUGUGUGAUCUGGAUGAACAAAUGAUUAAACUUCAAUUUAACUUUCAUGAGUUGUUGUUACUGUUUGCAUCACUUGUAAAUGUAAAUAAAGAUGACAAGUUUGUUAAGUUCAUGAUUAAAAUCUUUAUAAUAAAUAAUACAUGUGUUGUCUGCAA
Messenger RNA from Helianthus annuus (common sunflower), 1511 nucleotides. Its product is annotated as alcohol dehydrogenase-like 7. Gene Ontology annotation, biological process: formaldehyde catabolic process. The coding region runs from base 218 to 1381 and encodes 387 amino acids. Lineage: Eukaryota; Viridiplantae; Streptophyta; Magnoliopsida; Asterales; Asteraceae. Gene Ontology annotation, cellular component: cytosol. The record is from RefSeq and is a predicted model, not a curated record. Gene Ontology annotation, molecular function: zinc ion binding; S-(hydroxymethyl)glutathione dehydrogenase [NAD(P)+] activity. The transcript is spliced from 10 exons.